This is a messenger RNA of Nematocida major, 1533 nucleotides long. RefSeq lists its product as uncharacterized. NCBI's taxonomy places the organism in Eukaryota, Fungi, Microsporidia. The record is from RefSeq and is a predicted model, not a curated record. The transcript has a single exon. Bases 1 to 1533 code for a protein of 510 amino acids.
AUGAAAAUACUUGGAACAGCCGUGUUCGCGUGGGCUUUGCUCUUUUUCAUACUUGCAACCACAUUUAUCGGCAUGCAGGCAGACAAACAAGAAGCGAUCCGCAUACAAUGCAAAACUCCAGCGCCCUCAAGCUCCGCCCAGGACAGUGAGUACAAAACCGUGUGCUUUUUGUACGACAAAAACAGCCCGCACCCGAACCCGGAGCCUUUGGGCUUUUUAUACGAAACAGCCAGCACCAUAAAAACAAAUCCCAACGAGAACUGCACAAAAAUAUCCGGAGAAAUCGUAGACGGUGCUGGCUUGAGAAAGCUGGUGAGUCCGAACAGCCACCGAUUCUUCUGCUUGUUCAGUGAGAAAAUCGUGAAGCAAUUUUCAAGCCUAGGAAUGGCCGAGCUGUCGUGCAGCAUAACAAGGGAGUCGUAUGUAAACACUCUGAAGAGCGUAAUCCCCGACAUUUUGCUGGAAACCAAGCCUGGAGACCCUCCCAUAGCGGCCAAGUAUGCAAUGGUUCCCAAAGAGUAUGCAUACGAGACGCUCAAGCUGACGUCUCAAGCCUGUCUGGAUGACAGCGAGUACUUUGGCUCUAUGGUAAACCUUAUAGACGAGCUGUGCGAAAACAUGGACACACACCACAACAGGACGGCUGCUGAGCAGCUUCAAUGCGUUGCAGCCAUCCCGCUGGUGUACGAGGCAUUCAGAGAAAACAUAUUUAACAAGGUUUUGCUGGUAAGCUCCAAGUACAAGAGCGAGCUGCGCACGCUGGAAAGCAUGUCCGACAGAACCUCCGCACAGAUAUCUGCGAUAAAACUUAGAAUAGAGACCUAUGCGUUUCUUCGGAUUUUUGAGGUGCUGAACACCGUUUUCGACAUCAUAGGCAAAAUUUCCAUGGACAUACUUCCCCAAGGACGCAUGACUUUUUUUGACACUGCAAGCCAACAAAGAGUUUUCCGAAGUGCCGUUCAAAACCUCAUAGACCCUGCUUCGCCAAAUAGCAUUCUUAUAUACCCGCUGGAAAAAAGAAAUUGGGCGAUUAGACUUCUAAUCUCUAGGAAAAUGCUAGCCAAAGAGAUGGACAUGGUUGUGGAGUCGCCAAUGGAUAGCAUAAAAGAGGACAUUGCGCUGAUGGACACCGUGCUUGCCGGCCUAAAAAAGAAGCUGGGCGAAAGCCAGGUGACCAUGGAAUUGUGCCAGGGGCUGGAUGAGCUGGCCGAUAUGGCUCCCAUUUUCAACGGCCUGGCAGAGCUGCGGUCAAAAAUGAACGAAUACCGCGCGAGCAGCAUUAAGAUGGCGGGCCGGUACAGUAGGAUGGCGUCCAGCGCGUGCCCGGAAAACAAGACUUGCACCACAAAUCAGAGCGCAGACUUGGAAAUAGUAAAGGCGCAAAAGAAACUGUACGAAGAGGCGCUGCAUCUCCCCAGCAGCCUGAGCCCCUCCUCGAACCAAGGCGCCUCUUGCCAGAAAAUGGACCCAGGCAUGGCUGUUUUUUGCGUGUCUAUGUGGGUUCUUUGCUGGUGCUAUCACUCCAUUCCCUAG